UUCUUUCCGUCUCCCGUCAGGCAUGAAUCAACACAUUCCAACCGGCGCGCAUGGCAUCUCCCUCCCGCCGCGUGACACCCGACAGCGCGGCAGCUGGAACUCGCCAAGGAAAAAGCCUUUCCCCGUUCUAUCUCGGCCGGCCCGAUUCCCGACAGCUGCAGCAUCUCCCGUUCUCCACUCUGGACACAUCGUCAUCCACUCAGUGCUGGUCGGAGGCUCUAUUCCUCAAAGUUCCUUCGUAUCAGGAUUGAUGAGUAAUUGAAUUCCAGAAUAAAAUAACCCCCCUCAUUUGUCUUCCAUUCCCAUCACCAGAAUUCUCUACAACUCGACAAAAACAUCAGGAAAAAUGGCAGGAAUCGCUCUCCUUGGUGCCGGCAUCUUUGCCCGUCAUGAACACCUCCCCGCCAUCCUCGCCUCCCCAAACUUGCUCUCCCUCAAAGCAGUCUACUCCCGUUCUCAGACCUCCUCCGUCGCCCUAGCCGACGCCCUCCCCGCCGACGGCCCCAAGCCAGACAUCUACUAUGACUCCCCCUCCGAGCCCGGCCGCGGCCUGGCUGACCUCCUCAAGAGAGACGACAUCGUCGCCGUGGACGUUGCGUUGCCUAUUCUGGCCCAGCCCGAGGUGAUCAAAGCUGCUCUCAAGGCCGGAAAGCACGUCCUUUCCGAGAAGCCCGUCGCGGCCGAUGUCAAGGGGGCAAGGGAGUUGAUCAAGUGGUACGAGACUGAAUUGCCAGCCGAGAAGAAGCCGCUGUGGGGUGUGGCGGAGAACUUUCGGUUCAUGAAGAGUUUGGUGUUUGCUGGGGAGGAGGUCAAGAGGAUUGGAGGCCGGGUGGUGAGCUUCAAGCUGGAGAAGUUUGGGUGGGUGGCGGAGGAUAACAAGUAUUUCAACACUCAGUGGCGCAAGGUUCCUGACUACCAGGGUGGAUUCUUGCUGGACGGUGGAGUGCAUUUUGUGGCUGCGCUGCGAUACUUGCUUGGGGCUUCUGGACAGGAGUUGAGCAAGGUGGCUGCGUAUACCGCUCUUUUGGAAGAGAGAUUACAGCCUUUGGAUACCAUCCACGGUGUUGCUUCGACCAAGCAGGGCGUGAAUGGCUCGAUUGUGCUUUCUUUUGGGACAGAGUUCAAGAACGGGACGGAUUUGGAGAUCAUCACAACCAAUGGAACUGUCAGCUGGAGCCCAACCGAGGUCAAGACUGUGACCAAGGAGGGGGAGAGCAAGAAAGAGUUUGAGUACAGCUCUGGUGUUGGCGAGGAGGUGGCUGUGUUUGCACGGGCUAUCAAGGCCGGCACUGGAAAGGUCGACGGUCUGCAGACUCCCGAGGAAGCGUUCAAGGACUUGGAGGUUUUGGAAGGAUUGCUAGAGUCUGGAUCUGGGGGCGCCAAGGUGAAGGAGAUUUCGGUUUAAAUACUGAUUUCCAUUUUUGAAAAUUACCCUACUUACCU
Molecule: messenger RNA, 1443 nt
Organism: Podospora pseudopauciseta
Lineage: Eukaryota; Fungi; Ascomycota; Sordariomycetes; Sordariales; Podosporaceae
Exons: 3
Coding region: 347-1405 (352 amino acids)
Biological process (GO): NADPH regeneration
Cellular component (GO): cytoplasm
Molecular function (GO): nucleotide binding; oxidoreductase activity
Source: RefSeq, a predicted model, not a curated record